AUGAAUUGGAUUGUUGAACAAUUUUUAAUGCCAAAUAUUGCUCGUUUUGGUGUUCCAAAUUUUACUUGGAAAGAAUUAUAUACUCGUAGUUCACUUCAAUUAUCUGAUUCUAUUGACCGUUUGGGGUGGCCACUUUCUAAAGGACCAGAAAUGAUUAAUAUAGGCGCUCAUUGUAAAAAUCCAGGGGAAAUGCCAGAAAAAUUUAGAAAAUUUAUUGAAGAAGAAAAUUCUGAAGGAACAAUUUAUGUUGCUUUUGGAACUUAUCCAGAAUGGAGUUUGGCCCCAAAAAGAAUUAUUUCGGCAUUAAUUGGGGCUUUUGAACGAUUAAAUAAAUUUAAAAUUAUUUUUGCUUAUAAUGGACCUCCAAUUAAAAAUUUGAAUAAAAAUAUUUUGUUAACUAAAUGGGCACCUCAAUUGGAGAUUUUAGCACAUCCAAAAACUAAAGCUUAUAUUACACAUGGAGGAUUGAAAAGUGUAAGAGAAGGUUUAUGUUCUGGUGUUCCUUUAAUUUUAAUGCCUUUAUUUGCUGAACAAGCACACAAUGCUCAACAAUUAUUGGUUAUGGGUAUUGGACCUGUAAUUAAUAAAUAUACUUUAACUGUUGAUUCUGUUUAUUCAACUAUAUAUUCGACAGUUUCCAAUCCAAAAAAUGCUUUAAUUUCAAAACGUUUUCGUUCAAUAUUUCUCGACAGACCAAUUAAAGCUUUAGACGAAGGAUUAUUUUGGAUAGAAAGAAUUACUCGUUUAAAGCCGGGAAGAAAAGUUUAUUUUGAACGUAAGGGGAUUAAUUUAAAUUGGAUUAAUUUUUUAUAUUUUGAUUUUGUUAUUUUUAUAUUUAUUUUUAUUAUAUUUUUAAUUUUUUAG
Molecule: messenger RNA, 864 nt
Organism: Meloidogyne enterolobii
Lineage: Eukaryota; Metazoa; Nematoda; Chromadorea; Rhabditida; Meloidogynidae
Source: the annotation of a GenBank genome assembly